Rhododendron vialii is the source of this 1527-nucleotide messenger RNA. RefSeq lists its product as uncharacterized. The transcript has 2 exons. The record is from RefSeq and is a predicted model, not a curated record. The coding region runs from base 632 to 1231 and encodes 199 amino acids. NCBI's taxonomy places the organism in Eukaryota, Viridiplantae, Streptophyta, Magnoliopsida, Ericales, Ericaceae.
CGUGUGCCAAUCACCGCUCCCAAAAAUUCCAACAUUGCCCCUCCCUUCCACCCUCUCCCCGUACUUUACCGGCCUAUUUCCAUUCUCAUCUCUCUCUCUCUCUCUCUUGAAUUUGGGGAAUUCUGCAGAUCCAAACAUCACCGGCACGAAUCACUGACUCUCUCUCUCUCUCUCUCUCUCUCUCUCUCUCUCUCUCUCUCUCUCCUGAGGCAUCUAUACAAGGGCAAAGGCCAUGUAAUUUGUUUGAACUGGACUGGAAGUGUUACCUUUUCAAUUUCAGUUUGGCUUCUCUGUUCUAUAUUGGGGUACAGAACAUGAGUAAAUGCAAGGGUCGUGGGAAAUCAGUAAGAAUGGUGCCGAGGGAUGGGUAUGCCAGCGUGUACCAUUGUUCUCUUCUUCUCUCUCCUGUUGUUUCUGUUUGGGACUGUGUUGUUCGUAAGAUGAGGUAUUCCUGCAGGCCUGAGUGGGUGUAGGUGCACGUCUUGAUUCAAACUAGUUUCGAAGUUGCGGAAUAGUUAGUUUUCAUUAGUAUAGGAACCAAGUAAAGGGACAAGAAAUAAAAGAAACAGUUAUAGAUUCCUCUUAGAUAAGUUCGUUUAAACUCGAUUGACUUGGUAGUGUUAUUGGAACCAUGGAGUCCACUGAAGUACCAUCUGGCGUUAGAAAAGGAAAGAAAAAGCCUGUAAAGGACGAGUUGGAUCGCCUCAAACAGGCUGAGAAGAAAAAGAGGCGGUUGGAGAAAGCCCUAGCUACUUCAGCAGCCAUCCGAUCUGAGUUAGAAAAGAAGAAGCAGAAAAAGAAAGAAGAACAGCAAAGGCUUGAUGAAGAGGGUGCUGCAAUUGCUGAGGCAGUUGCUCUGAAUGUUUUACUUGGUGAGGACUCAGAGGAUUCGCGCAAGAUUAUGAUGAACGAUAAUGAGGAGUUUAUCCCUUGGGAAUGUACUACCAGUAUUGAUCUAUUUAUGGGUGCCAGGAGAGUGGUUUUUCCUCAUCAGGACCUCUCAAAAGAUACAUUGGAAGGAAUCAAAUGGAAUCCGUGGGAAAACGGUCACUUUUCAGUUUCACCUGGGCCUUUUGCGGGGGAUCUUUACACGCCAUAUCCUGAUGAGAGAGGUUGGGAGGCUAGAGAAGUCUCCGCGGAUCAUAUUGCAGCGCAAGCUGUCGCCUCACUCCAAAUUGCGGACGAUGCACAUGUUGACUCUUACUUUUUCAAUGGAAUGCUACAAGGGUGAUUAACAGUCGGAUAUAUGGUCUGUUCACCUCUUGUUUCUUCGUUUUGGUCGUGGUUGUCAAUAAAUGGUCUGUAUUUAUCUCAUCGUGCCCUUUUUAUGCAUUUGAUGUGAUGCUUGUAUCGUUUUAUGUGGUUUUAAGAGGCAUAAUUUUGCACUAUACGCCUGUAAUGGUUAUUCAUAAAGCUUACUAUCUCCUUGUGGAGUGUUCUCGCAAUCCAUAGACAUGGAUGAGCUGCAUGUUGUUUUCUCUGCGUAGAGUGAUUUCCCUGUGAAAUGGAUACAAAAGUUCACAUUCA